GCCAAGGAUAGCCGCGGUCUGCAGGGCUUAGGACCCAACUUGCAAAUACCCAUCUCACGCAUCAUUAACUAAUCUUGACGAUAAGGAGCAGGUCUUCCACCGGUCAAGAAACAUCCAUCCUGGCUCUUUUUACUGUCUAUGUAUCCUUACGGCAGCUUGCGACAUACCUGACCGAUAUUUGCCUCCGUCUCCGCAUCCUAGACAACUCGCACAUGCGCCUGGAACCGACUAUUCCUCACCGACAACGUUUCUCCACAUCCGACGUUCUCCCGUCCCAUGCGCUCGAGGACGGUUGUGCCUCGAGCGGCGAUCCUUACCAUGAAUAUAUGACCCUGUCAUUGGCAAGCCGAGCGGUCGCUCGCCCGGUGCCCGUGUGUACUCGCCGUCAGCUUCCCCACUACCUAGACGACACACAUCUCCGCUCGACUCGAAUGGUAUUAGCCUUCCUCCCCGUCUUGAUCUACCUCGCAGGGCAGGUCACAGCAGCCCCUGCCUCGGGUACUCGAAACGCGGUGGCGGCUUGUCCUGUAGGACGCGUCGCGGUGACGACCACGGCGGCUGACUUCGACAAGAAUACCAGCGUUUAUAGCAACCUAUACGACCUUGGCCAGAAUCAGACAUGGGCUGAAGUGCUUGAAUUCCCCGUUGCUCCCCCCGUCUCUCCGUGCAACGUGUGCCCAGCCAUUGCCAUCAGCGCGCUAAUCGAUGUCCUCGUCCUGCCAACGUCUCCGCGCCUUGAGUAUGAAGUCUAGUCGCGCACAGAUCCCCAGUGGGCGCUGCGAGGCAGCUCCCCGCUGUGAUACUCCAGUAGAUGUUGCCUAAGCCCUUCGAACGACGUGUCGGUAAUCAUUACGCCGCACGGGUUACCAAAGCCACACGCCUGACCGACGUGGUGCCCCGCAGUGCAGACGUGAUCAUGACAAUCGUGAUCAUGCUGAUCCGUCAAUUGCCCAACCUCAGACGUCUCUUGUGCCUCGUGACGGUGUGCGCAUCCAUCAUCACUGGAAUUUCUGGCUCGGUGCGUCAAUCAACACGGUCUGUGAUCAGGAAUACUUACGUUGCAUCCUCGA
Molecule: messenger RNA, 1070 nt
Organism: Rhodofomes roseus
Lineage: Eukaryota; Fungi; Basidiomycota; Agaricomycetes; Polyporales; Fomitopsidaceae
Exons: 2
Coding region: 213-752 (179 amino acids)
Source: RefSeq, a predicted model, not a curated record